GACCCCUCAAUAGGGCGGUAGCAAAGCAGUUGUAGUCUUUCGGGACACGUUCGGAUGAAGGUAAACGGCGGUGAGAACUACAACACCCAAACAACCCUGCUGCGGCAAACAGUGACGAGACUCUGCUGCUUAUCCGGGGAUGUCACACUGCUGCUAUUUUUCUCCUUCCCAGUCCCUCUCGCUUUCAGCGCACACUUCUUUUGGCGUGAAACGGAGAUUAAAGACACCCAAAAACGAGCGGAAAAAUGGCAGAGCUUGCCGCAGGGAGCCUGUCGUUGGGGGAUCCUGCUUUUAACUACCAGGAACACGAGCUGAACGAGCGACUCAAGCGGCUUUACCCGGCCGUGAACGAGGAAGAGACCCCUUUACCUCGGUCCUGGAGCCCCAAGGAUAAAUACAGCUACAUCGGGCUGUCACAGAACAACCUGAGGGUCCAUUACAAAGGGCAUGGAAAAAAUCACAAGGAUGCCGCAUCAGUACGAGCCACACAUCCAAUUCCUGCUGCCUGCGGGAUCUACUAUUUUGAAGUCAAAAUUGUCAGUAAAGGUCGAGAUGGCUACAUGGGAAUCGGCUUGUCUGCUCAGGGGGUCAACAUGAACAGACUUCCUGGUUGGGACAAGCACUCAUAUGGUUACCAUGGAGAUGACGGCCACUCCUUCUGCUCCUCUGGGACUGGCCAACCUUAUGGCCCAACUUUCACCACUGGUGAUGUGAUUGGCUGUUGCGUAAACCUCAUCAACAACACUUGCUUUUACACCAAAAAUGGCAUCAGUUUAGGUGUGGCUUUCACAGACCUUCCGCCCAAUCUGUAUCCCACUGUGGGACUUCAAACUCCUGGUGAGAUUGUUGAUGCAAACUUUGGACAGCAGCCGUUUGUCUUUGACAUUGAGGACUACAUGAGUGAAUGGCGAGCUAAGAUCCAUGGUAUGAUCGCUCGCUUUCCAAUAGGAGAACGAUUGGGUGACUGGCAAGCUGUCCUGCAAAAUAUGGUGUCCAGCUACCUAGUCCACCACGGAUAUUAUUCCACUGCCACAGCUUUUGCCAGAGCCACCGAGACCAUGAUACAAGAAGACCAGACAUCUAUAAAGAACAGACAGAGAAUACAGAAACUGGUGCUGGAAGGACGUGUGGGUGAAGCCAUCGAAGCCACUCAGCAACUUUAUCCUGGCCUGUUAGAACACAACCCAAACCUUCUAUUUAUGUUGAAGUGUCGUCAGUUUGUGGAAAUGGUGAACGGUACAGACAGUGAGGUUCGCUGCUUGACCAUUCGCUCUCCCAAGUCCCAGGGCAGUUACCCUGCCUCACCCAAUCUUAGCCCUCGCCAAGGUGCUGGAAAUUCACACUCGCACACUGGAGGUGUAGACAGCCCAACCUGCAGUAACGGGGUGACUCCCACCAAAAAAUCAAAGAGCCACAGCAGUGUUAUUAGCAGCAUCGUCAAAUACCCCAGCACAUCCUCCUCAGCCUCCUCGUCAACUUCCUCCUCACCUUCAUCCAUCAACUACUCAGAGUCUAAUUCCUCUGACUCUACCAAGAGCCAGCCACACAGUGCCAAUAGCAACCAAGAAACCAGUGACAGUGAGAUGGAAAUAGAAGCAGAACACUACACUAAUGGGAUUGUUGAGGUCUCGUCUGCUCGGAUCAUGAACGGCACAUAUAAACAUGAAGAGAUCCUUCAGCCUGACGACAACAGCAUUGGCAAUGGAGUUACGGAAGAUGAGGGAUAUAGAACUAGCAGACAACUUUGUGGAGGGAACCAGGCAGCCACAGAGAGGAUGAUACAAUUUGGGCGGGAGCUGCAGGCACUGAAUGAAAAGCUGUGUCGCGAAUAUGGCAAGAACACCACACACAAGAAGAUGUUGCAGGAUGCAUUCAGUCUGUUAGCGUACUCUGAUCCAUGGAACUGCCCCGUGGGCCAGCAGUUGGACCCCACGCAGAGAGAGUCACUGUGCUCUGCACUCAACAGCGCCAUUCUGGAGUCCCAAAAUCUGCCCAAGCAGCCUCCUCUUGUGUUAGCACUGGGUCAGGCUACCGAGUGCGUACAGCUUAUGGCUCGGGUCCGAUCUGGUUCCUGCUCCUUUGCCAGAGUAGACAACUUUUUGCUCUAGCCCUUAUGUUGGUUUCUAUUCAGUGCACUGAGAGGGCGUGUCCAGCAGGUUGUCAUGGCUACGGAGAAAAAAAGCAUGCGUGUGAUUGGUGUGUUUGGUUGACUAUCAGAAGCGCAGCCGGUGGCCCUGACAAAAGAGCGGCGAGAAGGAGAGUAGAAAAGAAAGCUUCCUUUUUAAUUUAGUAUUAUCAAAUAAACGUGUGACACUAUUUAAAGAUGAUUAAUUACAUUUUUUGUUUAUUUAGACAUUUUAGGUUUUUUUGUCACUUUGUUGUGCUCAUAUCUGACAAAGUUAUUCAUCAUCCCCUUUUUUUCAUUGGUGGAUUUUUGCUCCCUUAAGAAAUAUUUCACUUAUUUUAAUUUCCACCAUAUCCUGCUCCACAAUGCUUACAACUUAUUCUAACACCUGUAGAUCCCCAUUACUAAGAUACAAGUUCCUGAAAUAUACAUAUGGGAGUGUAUCCAUGUUGCACUGUUAAACCAAACAAAGACAAGCACUAUGCUAACCCAGUGUGAUUAAGGUCAAAGGAUACAGAAGCAAAAUUCUGCCACUAACACCAUUUUCUACUAAUUUUUCCAAACGACAGUGUUGCUUAAAGCCAAUCAUGACGUAUUGGGUGUCUGUUUUGUGAACCCUACUCGUCAAUCAAAUGCAUCCUGUCUAUUCUGCAGUGUGUGGUAGUAAGUAGAAAUAAUAAGGGGAUUAAUUGCUUUAAUGAGUAAAUGGCAACUGAAUCCAUGCAUGGAUAGAAAUAAUGUUUCUAAUUACUAGGUCCAGUCAUAAAAGGUGACAUGUAUGAGACCACUAUUGAGUGAAUUAUAUCAAUUGUAAUGCAAAAAUAUAGCCUAAACCUGAAAUUUGUGACUUGUAAUAUAGUCACAUGACUGGAGGAUUUAUUAUGCUGAAAGAACAUUUAGUUUUUUACCAGUUUCUGCCAUAACUAUACUUUUGUAUGGUAUGGAGAAUGGCUCGUAGGGUACUGUACAUUUCGGUAAUCUUACUAGUGAACACCACUUUCCCUCGAGAGACAUAGAUCAAGUCACACUUGCCAGCAAAAAGUAACUUAGAUGACUGGAUACAGUUAUAAAAAUAUAUUUUUUAAAUAAUAAAAAAUAUAAAAUUAUGAAAACAAAGACAAUCUUAGUGGUAAUCUAUUUUUUCCCCCAAAUAGUUUGAAUUAAACAUAUGUCUGCAUUAACAAUGGCUUGAUGUAUCUAUUUUUUCACCCUGACAUGUGACACAUGGAUCCACUCCAAAGUAUACUUCCACUCAUUCAAUAUUUACAGGAGAUACAUUUAUGGGUUUCAUCACAGAAUAUGUACUCAAGUAUUUUUCAUUUGAAACUUAAUCGUCUCUUCUAAUAGUCAAAUAAUUACCACGAGCAAACAGGCUUUUUAGUUGUUACUCAAGCAGAACCUUCCAUUUCAUCCCUAAAGUGAGCAAACUCCUUGCUAUUGUGGUUGUUUGAGUACGAGUCUGCUUUGAUCCCUGCAUAGACAUGACCACUGGUCUGCUCACUGACUCGUUGGGGUCAAAAAGAGAUUUUUCUAGAAGGUCCAAGGCCUCACAGAGGCAUUGCACACCAAAGCAGUGCACAACCAAUCUCCUAUUGUGGUUUUUGAUUUCAUAUUUAGUUUUAGCACAAACAGUAGUAAGGUUUUUUUUUUGAAUUUUUAUUUUAAUAGUUACUGUUACUACUUAGCAUGACUUUGAAAAAUCUCCUAUAAAAUAAAAAACAUAAU
This is a messenger RNA of Entelurus aequoreus (snake pipefish), 3850 nucleotides long. Its product is annotated as ran-binding protein 10. Lineage: Eukaryota; Metazoa; Chordata; Actinopteri; Syngnathiformes; Syngnathidae. Gene Ontology annotation, molecular function: protein binding. The coding region runs from base 246 to 2108 and encodes 620 amino acids. The record is from RefSeq and is a predicted model, not a curated record. The transcript has 15 exons. Gene Ontology annotation, cellular component: cytoplasm. Gene Ontology annotation, biological process: cytoskeleton organization; cell surface receptor signaling pathway.